UCUCGCGCUGACAAACUGUCGUGCCUGUGAGCAAAUGAUCCUACUUAAAGUGGAAUUAGCGCGGGGAGCUCCACGGUCCACGCACACACACACACACACUUAGCCACGGACACGCGCACGCGCGCAGCAACCAUGCCUACAAACGGCUGUCGUCGAGAGCCCACAGCUCAUCUCGCGCAGAAGUGCACCGCGAAGGAAGUAGCCGUCACUUCCACGCCUUCUCCUCCUAUGUGAAAAUGUGGGACUGUUGUUAGACUUUCCCUCUCUUAUAUUAGUCGUGUUUCCUCCUUUUUUUUCCCAACUGCACACUUUGCGUCUGAGUGAGAUCGUGUCCGAAUGAACAGUCAUGGGAGAGUGGACCAUAUUGGAGCGUCUCUUGGAGGCGGCUGUCCAGCAACACUCCACUAUGAUAGGAAGGAUCCUGCUCACUGUGGUGGUGAUUUUCCGCAUUCUGAUUGUGGCCAUAGUCGGAGAAACCGUGUACAAUGACGAGCAGGCCAUGUUUGUAUGUAACACUCUACAGCCUGGCUGUAACCAGGCCUGUUACGACAAAGCCUUCCCCAUCUCCCACAUCAGGUACUGGGUGUUCCAGAUCAUCAUGGUCUGCUGCCCCAGCCUCUGCUUCAUCACCUAUUCUGUCCAUCAGUCUGCCAAGCAGAAGGAGCGACGCUACUCCACAGUCUUCCUCUCGCUGGACAAGGAACAAGACUCGACCAAGACGGACGACAGCAAGAAGAUCAAGAACACCAUUGUGAAUGGCGUCCUGCAGAAUUCCGAGAACUCCAACAAGGAGGCGGAGCCCGAUUGCCUCGAGGUCAAGGACAUUCCCAACUCAGUCCUGCGAACUACCAAGUCAAAAAUGAGGAGACAGGAAGGCAUAUCCAGGUUCUACAUCAUCCAGGUGGUGUUCAGAAAUGCCCUGGAGAUCGGCUUCUUGGUGGGCCAGUAUUUCCUGUACGGAUUCAACGUCCCUGCGGUGUACGAGUGUGACCGAUACCCCUGCAUAAAGGAUGUUGAGUGCUAUGUCUCGAGACCUACAGAGAAAACUGUGUUCUUGGUCUUCAUGUUCGCAGUCAGUGGUAUUUGUGUGGUGUUCAACUUAGCAGAGCUCAACCAUCUGGGCUGGAGGAAGAUCAAAGCUGCAGUUCGAGGCGUGCGAGCAAGGAGGAAGUCCAUUUAUGAGAUCCGGAACAGAGACCUGCCUAGGAUGAGUAUGCCCAACUUUGGACGUACUCAAUCCAGUGACUCUGCAUACGUGUAAAUGUGUGUUGUACAUGUACAAAUACUGUAUACGGAAACUCCUGGUACCAAGUAUCUGUCAGUACUCCUUUGGGGGCAUGUUUAAUCUUUCCCAAAACAUAUAUGAACCUUUGUCUUAGCCUGGUCAUUUCUAUGACUGACUUUAUGUCUGAAUUGUUAGGUUCGUUUUUUUUCUUUUACGACAUGAAAAUCUGAAUGGUUUGAUUCUUUAAACGUGAGGUUCUGAUGAGGAUGGUUGUCACCUUUGAGCACAUCUUACAGGUAUUCACUAAUACGCUAUCACAAAUGUAGAAGGGCAGUUUCAACAUGCAGCUCUUUUUUCUCAUUCAUUUUUUUUUAUCGGACAUAAGCAUCUUCUGAAAAUGGACAUUCAUCCAUCCAUCCAUUUAGUACCGCUCACCAGCUCAGUGGCCUUGUGGUUAGAUUGUCCACCCUGAGACUGGAAGGUUGUGAGUUCAAUCCCUGGCCGAGUCAUACCAAAGACCAUAAAACAAUUGGACCCAUUGCCUCCCUGCUUGGCACUCAGCAUCAAGGGUUGGAAUUGGGGGUUGAAUCACCAAAUGAUUCCCGAGCGUGCCGCUCGCUGCUGCUCACUGCUCCCCUCACCUCCCAUGGCGAUGGGUCAAAUGCAAAGGACACAUUUCACCACACCUAGUUUGUGUGUGACGAUCGUUGGGACUUUAACUUUAACUUAUCCAGUGUCGGGCCGUGCGUUUCCCACCUCGGCCUUCAGUGAUGUCCGACUUCAAUGAUUACCUCUCAAAAUACCAUCAUUUAUGUCACCACAUGACCAAUACUGGAGAAAUACUAUACAGAAACACAUUUACGCACUACUGGGGAUUGAAUCACCUCAACAGUGGACAAAACGGGUUAUUUUCUGGCGCAUUUAAAAAUCAAUAAACCCGCAUCAGCAAUUAAAACAUAUCUUAUGUGGUACUGUCAAAAUUAAAAUAGCAAAAAAACAUAUUAAACGUGAAAUUAAAGAUUUUAACUCAUAAUUUGUAGCACCCAUUCGACGCCGUAUAGCCCCCGUAGUCGGUUGAUUCGAGAGGAAAUGGCGGGCAUUUCCUCAUUUCAUCGCCGACAUCGUCUCAGAAGAUGUAGAUUCUCUUUAAAUAUCUUUCCUGAAAAUGGCCUUGCAAAUAUAUAUCAAUAUAUCUCCUUCUUUGUAGGUCAACACUCACUUUGGAAUGACAAGUGAGUAUCCAAUCACAGUCUUGUUAACAUUAGGCUACUUAGAUAGGCUACUGUCAACAACUUGUGAUCUGAUUGGCUUUCGCAACUGUCUAUCAACUGUAUGUGUUCUCGAAUGUGAGUAUCCAAUCACAGGACGCGUAAAUGUCACGUUCAACCUUAGGCCAUCUAGAAGGCCUUACUGACAACAACUCGUGAUCUGAUUGGCUAUCGCAAUUGUCUAUCAACUGUUUGUGUCCGUUCCACUUACAGUGCACGGACGCCUGCAUUGUUGAUUCUGAAGGCCUCGGGCAGACUUCGUACAGCAUGGCAACAUAAGCCAGCUGAAUUCUGAUUGGAUACAAACUCGAACCUAAAAACAACAGCGCUGGAAGGAGCAUAAUAUGACAUGAAGAGAAUAUGAAUACUUUUAGAUAUUUAGGGAAAGUACAUUAUGAAUUACUUUUGUCUUUAAUUAGGAUCAUGAUUUCUGGUUAUGUUAGGCCUUUUGGGAUUACGUGGUGUGCUGGAGCCUAUACCAUCUGCAUUCGGGCGGAAGGCAGUGUACCCCAGACUUUGUUAUUCUGAGACAUGUGUACUAACCACUGCACCACUGUGCUGGACACAUAAGCUAGAAUGUACUGUAUAUAUUCUACAAUUAUCUUAAAAUAAUAUUUAACAUUUCUAUUUUAAUACAGGAUUCACGGCUAUAUUAUAAAUAGUGCUGUCAGACAAUUACAUGUGUGUAUUAAAUAUGUGUAUAUUAUAUGUCCAGACUUGAGGGACACCCUGUAAAAUUUGAAAUAACAUUAUUGUACACUUUUUUUCAGAUGGUUUAACAUAUGUUCUUUUAGUUUUUCUGGACGCGAACCUCAUUGGAAAAAGGUUUUGGACAACACUGAAUGAUGGUCAUAUAUACAGUAUUUACAAGCCCAAUGAACAGCAACUAUAUUGUCUUCAUAUUCAAGCGGUUCAAUAUCAUCCAACAGAAAGAUGAGUAAGAUUAAUUAAACAUGUAUAAAUGUUAUGAAUAAAGGAUAUUUUUUGCAUUCACCACUGACCUUAAAACGAUGUUACAUCACACCUAAGCGCCAUUUUUAUUUAUGUAUUUAUUUUUUAGUAUUGUCAAGUGCCAUUCAUCUACUGUAUAUACACUCAUAUAACUUAUCUAACCAAUAUAGACAACCUCUAUCUAAGGAAAUGCAUGUGACACGUCACACAGUCUUUGUAGACAUCAUGUUUUUCGGUGGGUGUUUUUUGAUUUGGGUCCACACUAUGUCACUUUAAAAAAAAUAUCUGCAAUAAAAAGGAGCCACAUGACCAAAUAUAAGGUGUCUGAUUUUGACAUGAACGAAAAGACUACAGGUUUUAAAAGAUUCUGGGAAAUAUUAUUCUGUGUCAAUACUUUACAUGUACAGUUGGGGGGAAAAAAAGUACUUGAUCGCCUGCUGAUUUUGUAAGUCUACCCACCUUACAAAAAGUUACAAAAACGAGUGUCAUUAAACAGGUCUGCAGUACCCGGAGGAGUUCAGGUCAAAAAUGAAGGACUCCUGCCUUGGAGAAGCCAAACAAUCAGUUUUAUAUUCCUACUCCCUGUCUGAGUGUGUGUGCUGGGUCAGGAGCGUUAAUCCUGACUAUAAAGGGUGUGUUUGUGUGUAAGUGACUGAAAAACAACAUCAAUCAAUCAAUGUUUAUUUAUAUAGCCCUAAAUCACAAGUGUCUCAAAGGGCUGUACAAGCCACAACGACAUCCUCGGUACAGAGCCCACAUACGGGCAAGGAAAAACUCACCCCAGUGGGACGUCAAUGUGAAUGACUAUGAGAAACCUUGGAGAGGACCGCAUAUGUGGGUAACCCCCCCCCCCUCUAGAGACCGAAAGCAAUGGAUGUCGAGUGGGUCUGACAUAAUAUUGUGAAAGUCCAACACAUCAGCGAAAGUCCAGACCAUAGUGGGGCCAGCAGGAACCAUCCCGAGCGGAGACGGGUCAGCAGCGUAGAGAUGUCCCCAUCCGAUGCACAGGCUAGCGGUCCACCCCGGGUUGGGAGCAGAGUAGAAAAGAAAAGAAAAGAAACGGCAGAUCAACUGGUCUAAAAAGGGAGUCUAUUUAAAGGCUAGAGUAUACAAAUUAGUUUUAAGAUGAGACUUAAAUGCUUCUACUGAGGUAGCAUCUCUAACUGUUACCGGGAGGGCAUUCCAUAGUAUUGGAGCCCGAAUAGAAAACGCUCUAUAGCCCGCAGACUUUUUUUGGGCUCUGGGAAUCACUAAUAAGCUGGAGUUCUUUGAACGCAGAUUUCUUGCCGGGACAUAUGGUACAAUACAAUCGUCAAGAUAGGCAGGAGCUUGACCGUGUAGUAUUUUAUACGUAAGUAAAACCUUAAAGUCGCAUCUUAAGUGCACAGGAAGCCAGUGCAAGUGAGCCAGUAUAGGCCUAAUAUGAUCAAACUUUCUUGUUUUUGUCAAAAGUCUAGCAGCCGCAUUUUGUACCAACUGUAAUCUUUUAAUGCUAGACAUAGGGAGGCCCGAAAAUAAAACGUUACAGUAAUCGAGACGAGAUGUAACGAACGCAUGGAUAAUGAUCUCAGCAUCGCUUGUGGACAAAAUGGAACGAAUUUUAGCGAUAUUACGGAGAUGAAAGAAGGCCGUUUUAGUAACACUCUUAAUGUGUGACUCAAACGAGAGAGUUGGGUCGAAGAUAAUACGCAGAUUCUUUACCGAGUCGCCUUGUUUAAUUGUUUGGUUGUCAAAUGUUAAGGUAGUAUUAUUAAAUAGAUGUCGGUGUUGAGCAGGACCGAUAAUCAGAUGCCGAUCGUAGCUUAGAUGUUUACAUCAAGCUAAAUACUUUAUGUAGUCUCUUCUCACGGAUAGGGCCAUCACCUUCGCAUACCAAGGUCCAAUUUUAUUGCCUUUUCUUCCGCGAGAACUAAUCCAAUCCACACACAAAUGUCAGUACUAAAGGGCCCUAUGUUAUUAUGUGCCCAAACUGAAAUACCUACUAGUUAACCUGGUGGUUUGCUUUCUCCAAGAUGAAUAUAAACAUUCACCAUAUGUAGUAUAUAACAUGAGUUAAUUAAUUCACUUCAAUAACAUCAAAUAAAAGUAUAAAUUGAUUGAUUUGAUUGAGUGAAUUAUGUGUCUGAUGCCAAUACAAAACAUGACUUAGUACUUUUUGUGUAGUUUGCCAGGGUAGUACACAUCUCAAGAUGGAAAAACAUCUUUAUUUUACAAACAAUGAAGAAAAAACUGUCUUGAAAGAUGAGUAACGGUGGGGUUUUGUUUGCAUGGAGUUUGUGAAGACCUAGUGUGACCAACUGGCACACUUUUGGAAUGCCUGAUUCUAACGUUGAUAAACAUGUGAAAAAAAUAUUUUAUAUUUUUUACAUUUUUGUGGUAUCGUGGUCAAAUUUGAAAUGGGAUUAGGUAAGAAGACAAGGUAUGGCUCAAGUGGGGGUUUUAGUCCAUAUCACCAAAUGCGUUAUUUUUAAGGCACGUGUUUCUGAAAUAAAUAAAUACUUUUCUUAUUUUCAAUGUAUUCAAACUCCUACAUCUCCUGACAAAGGUAUGGAUUCAACAGACUUAGAGGAUGUUCAUUCAGGUGUUAGAGAAAAGACAUGACACUAAAUUCUUGUCAUUUCAGAUGUCAACUUUCUGGCUUCAGGAAACCCUAAAAGAAAUCAAGGCUAUAUAGUGUGGUAGUCAGUAACAGUUUCAGUUUUGGAUCAAUCAGAGUAAAAUAACAGAUAAAGAUACUGUAUCAUAAAAAAGUAAAACAAAAAAACACUACAAAACACCACCGGUAGUUUGCUGCACCACCUCAGGUUUUUACAGUUUGCAGUUUCUGAGGCAUAGACUUAACGAGUGACAAACAGCACUCAUUGUCAAUCCUCCAACUUUGGCUUUCUUACAGUUUGAUCACAGACUGUGACUCUAGUUUCCGCCACGAUGGUUUCUUUGGUUUAACAAAAUGCUUGACUUUUACAGCCUUCUCAUGUUGUUUGUACUUGGUCCAGAUUUUAGUCACAUUUUUUGCAACAUUGCGUGAUGGUUUACCUUUUAACUGAAGUUUUAUAAUCCUCUCCUUUGUUUCAAUUGACAUCUCUCAUGUUGGAGUCAUGAUUCAUGUCAUCCAUCUGGUGCAGCAGCUCUCCAAGGUGUGAACACUCAUUUUUAACAGUAGACUAAUGAACAGAUUGAAUCUGAUGCAGGUGUUGCUUUGAAAAUGAAAAUGUACAUGGUGAUUUGAGUGGUUCUAUUUUUUUUUUUACUCUGCUUGAUCUAAAAAAUUAACUGGCACUGAAGCCAGAAUGUUUCCAUGAUUUGUUAUGUGUAAUGUCUGUUAGCUGCAUUUUUUUCUACAAAAUUAAAUAACUGA
Molecule: messenger RNA, 6802 nt
Organism: Entelurus aequoreus (snake pipefish)
Lineage: Eukaryota; Metazoa; Chordata; Actinopteri; Syngnathiformes; Syngnathidae
Product: gap junction delta-2 protein-like
Exons: 2
Coding region: 347-1261 (304 amino acids)
Biological process (GO): cell communication
Cellular component (GO): connexin complex
Source: RefSeq, a predicted model, not a curated record